AUGAGUGACCCAAGGCAGUCACAAGAAGAGAAACACAAGCUUAGCAGAGCCUCUUCAAAGUUUAACGAUCCUUCCAGAAUCAUGCAGUCUGAUGAUUAUUUUGCUCGGAAAUUUAAAGCCAUUAAUGGCAACAUGGGACCUCCUCCUUCUUUAAAUGCACCAAAUUCCAGUGAUAGUGGUGGUCCUGCUAAUGGCACCCCACCAGUACCCAAAAUGGGUGUGAGAGCAAGAGUGUCUGAAUGGCCUCCUAAAAAGGAUUGCUCCAAGGAGCUAGCCUGCAAGGGACUGUGGAAAAGCCAUUCCCAAACCAGUUAUGAAAGUGUCACAUCUGUCAUGCAGAAUGGACAAAAUGACCAGAGUGAUGGUCAGCAAGAGGAUCAACUUGAUCUGGAAUUUGUGGAUGCAAAAUAUACAAUUGGUGACAUCUUCGUGCAUUCUCCUCAAAGAGGACUUCACCCCAUAAGACAGAGAAGCAAUAGUGAUGUCACCAUCAGCGACAUUGAUGCUGAAGAUGUCUUAGACCAAAAUGCAGUAAAUCCUAACACUGGGGCAGCCCUCCACAGGGAAUAUGGAAGUACAUCUUCAAUUGAUAGACAGGGUUUAUCUGGGGAAAACUUUUUUGCUAUGCUUAGAGGAUACCGAGUAGAAAAUUAUGACCACAAAGCAGUGGUCCCUUUUGGGUUCCCUGAAUUCUUCCCCUGUGAUCCUACAGUCUCUCCUAGCCUUCAUGCAGCAGCACAGAUUUCUAGAGGAGAGUUUGUCCGAAUCUCAGGAUUAGACUACAUGGACAGUACGUUUCUAAUGGGGAGAGACCGGGAAAAGCCUUUCACACGGAGGUUAAAGUCAGAGUCGGUGGAAACAUCCCUUUUCCGAAAGCUGCGAACUGUGAAAAGUGAACAUGAGGCUUUCAAAUUGACAUCUGAUAUGGAGGAGAGUCAUCUGGAAAGGGGAGUUUGCCCUUGGCAUUGUCAAAGAUGUUUUGCACAUUAUGAUGUCCAGAGCAUUUUGUUUAAUAUCAAUGAAGCCAUGGCAAUAAGGGCUAACGUGGGGAAAAGGAAAAACAUAACCACUGGGGCUUCUGCAGCAUCCCAGACUCAGAUGCCAACAGGCCAGACAGGCAACUGUGAGUCCCCUUUGGGGAGCAAGGAGGACCUUAACUCAAAAGAGAACCUGGAUGCUGAUGAGGGUGAUGGGAAGAGUAAUGAUCUUGUCCUGAGUUGUCCUUAUUUUAGAAAUGAGACAGGAGGGGAAGGUGACAGAAGGAUUGCUCUUUCUAGAGCCAACUCAUCAUCUUUCAGUUCUGGGGAAAGCUGCUCCUUUGAAUCAUCUCUCAGCUCUCACUGUACAAAUGCAGGUGUCUCAGUUUUGGAAGUGCCAAGAGAGAACCAGCCGAUUCAUAGGGAGAAAGUGAAGCGCUACAUCAUAGAGCACAUUGACCUUGGGGCCUACUACUACCGCAAAUUCUUCUAUGGGAAAGAGCACCAAAACUACUUUGGAAUAGAUGAAAACCUUGGCCCUGUGGCCAUAAGCAUCCGGAGAGAGAAAGUUGAAGAUGCUAAGGAGAAAGAAGGGUCCCAGUUCAACUAUCGUGUAGCUUUCAGGACCAGUGAGCUUACAACACUGAGAGGAGCAAUUUUAGAAGAUGCUAUACCCUCCACUGCUAGGCAUGGUACUGCACGAGGACUACCUCUGAAAGAAGUUCUGGAAUAUGUCAUUCCAGAGUUGAGCAUCCAGUGCCUGAGACAGGCUUCUAACUCACCCAAGGUCUCGGAACAACUACUCAAGCUUGAUGAACAAGGGCUGAGCUUUCAGCACAAGAUUGGGAUCCUUUAUUGCAAAGCAGGCCAGAGCACCGAAGAAGAGAUGUAUAACAAUGAGACAGCGGGUCCAGCUUUUGAAGAAUUCCUUGAUCUUCUGGGCCAGAGAGUACGGCUGAAAGGAUUUAGUAAAUAUCGAGCUCAGCUAGACAAUAAAACUGAUUCUACAGGAACUCACUCCCUCUAUACCACAUACAAAGAUUAUGAACUCAUGUUCCAUGUGUCAACUAUGCUGCCCUACAUGCCAAAUAAUAGACAACAGCUUCUGAGAAAAAGGCACAUAGGAAAUGACAUCGUUACCAUUGUCUUCCAAGAGCCUGGCGCACUUCCUUUUACUCCAAAAAGCAUCCGGUCUCACUUUCAGCAUGUCUUUGUCAUUGUCCGAGUGCAUAAUUCAUGCACUGAAAAUGUGUGCUACAGUGUUGGAGUUUCUAGAUCAAAAGAUGUGCCAUCAUUUGGUCCACCAAUUCCUAAAGGUGUAACUUUUCCAAAAUCAGCAGUGUUUCGGGACUUCCUCUUAGCCAAAGUAAUCAAUGCAGAAAAUGCAGCCCAUAAAUCAGAAAAAUUUCGGGCGAUGGCCACUAGAACAAGACAAGAGUACUUGAAAGAUCUGGCGGAGAACUUUGUCACGACUGCCACAGUGGAUACCUCUGUGAAAUUCAGUUUCAUUACACUGGGUGCAAAGAAGAAGGAGAAAGUAAAGCCAAGGAAGGACGCACAUUUAUAUAGCGUUGGCGCAAUCAUGUGGCAUGUAAUCGCAAGGGACUUUGGCCAGUCUUCUGACAUUGAAUGUCUUCUUGGAAUUUCCAAUGAGUUUAUAAUGUUGAUUGAAAAGGAUUCCAAGAAUGUUGUAUUUAACUGCUCCUGCAGGGAUGUUAUUGGGUGGACAUCUGGAUUAAUGAGUAUCAAGGUGUUUUACGAAAGAGGAGAAUGUAUCCUUAUAUCUGCAGUGGAUAACUGUGCUGAAGACAUAAGGGAAAUUGUUCAAAGAUUAGGAAUAGUGACGAGAGGCUGCGAGACUGUGGAAAUGACCUUGAGGAGGAAUGGGCUUGGUCAGUUAGGCUUCCAUGUGAACUUUGAAGGAAUAGUUGCAGAUGUGGAGCCUUUUGGCUUUGCCUGGAAAGCUGGCCUUCGCCAAGGGAGCCGCCUCGUAGAGAUCUGCAAAGUGGCUGUGGCCACUCUGACCCAUGAGCAGAUGAUUGACCUGCUCCGGACCUCUGUGACUGUGAAAGUGGUCAUCAUCCAGCCCCAUGAUGAUGGGUCACCCCGAAGAGGGUGCUCAGAACUAUGCCGCAUCCCCAUGGUGGAAUACAAACUUGACAGUGAAGGCACACCAUGCGAGUACAAGACACCCUUCAGGAGGAACACCACGUGGCACCGGGUGCCCACCCCUGCCACUGUACAGCCCAUCUCCAGAGCCUCCCCCGUGCCCAGCACACCUGAUAGGCUGCAGUGCCAGCAGCUCCUUCAGCAGGCCCAGGCAGCCAUCCCUCGCAGCACUUCCUUCGACCGUAAGCUGCCUGAUGGGACAAGAAGUUCGCCCAGCAACCAGUCAUCCUCCAGCGAUCCAGGGCCUGGUGCCGGCGGUGGCCACUGGAGACAGCAAGUGACAUAUGAUGGAUGCCAGUCUCCUCUGCUGCUUGACCACCAGGGCUCAGGCCCUCUGGAGUGUGAAGGCAUCAGGGAACGAGAAGACAUCAUGGAAGGAAGCAGACACCUUGAAACCAAAUGGCAUGGUGUACCUUCUAAAGUUCUGAGUUCCUAUAAAGAAAGAGCCCUGCAGAAAGAUGGAAGUUGUAAAGAUUCCUCCAAUAAGCUUUCUCAUAUUGGAGAUAAAAGUUGCUCGAGUCAUUCCAGCAGCAAUACACUCUCCAGUAACACCUCCAGCAACAGUGAUGAUAAGCACUUUGGGUCUGGAGAUCUGAUGGACUCGGAACUGCUGGGAUUAACCUACAUUAAAGGUGCCUCCACGGACAGUGGCAUUGACACGACACCCUGCAUGCCUACGUCAAUCCUUGGCCCCCUGCAUCUAACGGGCAGCAGGUCCAUGAUCCAUAGCCGGGCAGAGCAGUGGACUGACUCUGCUGACAUCUCUGGACCUGAUGAUGAGCAAGUGAAGAUGUAUGCAGUUCACAGCUAUGCCUCUGCCAUUUCUGUCAGCAAUACUGCCGAAGGCAGCAUGGGCGACCUCAGUGAGAUAUCCUCUCAUUCCAGUGGUUCACACCAUUCAGGAAGCCCUUCAGCUCACUGUUCCAAAAAUAGUGGAUCUCUGGAUACAUCCAAAGUCUACAUUGUGUCCCACAGUAGCAAUCAACAGGUUCCUGGGUCAAUAUCCAAACCCUACCACAGACAAGGAGCUGCCAGCAAGUAUGUCAUCGGUUGGAAGAAGUCAGAAGGUAGCCCGCCACCUGAGGAGCCCGAUGUGACAGAGUGCCAGGGAAUGUAUACUGAAAUGGACACCAUGUCAACAGCAAGUCAGCAUCAGACGGUGGUAGGAGAUGCCAUUUCAGAAACUCCACAUGUUCUGUCAAAAGAAGAUUUUCUGAAAUUGAUGCUUCCUGACAGCCCCUUAGUGGAGGAGGGGAGAAGAAAGUUUUCAUUUUAUGGGAACCUGUCCCCAAGAAGGUCACUGUACCGUACACUCUCUGACGAGAGCAUCUGCAGUAAUCGGAGAGGGUCCUCCUUCGGUAGUUCUCGAAGUUCCAUACUUGACCAAGCGCUGCCCAACGACAUUCUCUUCAGCACAACUCCGCCCUACCACAGCACACUGCCUCCCCGGACCCAGCCUGUAACCAGCAUGGGGAGCCUAAGAAAUGAGUUCUGGUUCUCUGAUGGGUCCCUAUCGGAUAAGUCCAAGUGCGCAGACCCUGGCCUGAUGCCCCUCCCAGACACGGCUACAGGGUUAGAUUGGUCCCACCUCGUGGAUGCUGCACGGGCAUUUGAAGGUCUUGACUCAGAUGAAGAACAUGGGCUGCUCUGUCACCACACGUCCUAUCUAGACCAGAGAGUGGCCUCCUUCUGUACAUUGACAGACAUGCAGCACAUGCAGGACUUGGAAGGGGCUCAGGAGCUACCCUUAUGUGUAGACCCAGGCAAUGGGAAGGAUUUCCUGGACACCACUGGGGAGCAAUCACCAUCAACACUGACUGGCAAAGUCAAUCAGCUGGAGUUAAUUCUCCGACAACUGCAGACUGACCUUCGGAAGGAAAAACAGGACAAGGCAGUUCUCCAAGCGGAAGUUCAGCAUUUGAGACAAGAUAACAUGCGGCUGCAGGAGGAGUCCCAAACAGCAACAGCUCAGCUGCGGAAAUUCACAGAAUGGUUUUUCAACACCAUUGACAAAAAAUCCUAA
This is a messenger RNA of Orycteropus afer afer, 5169 nucleotides long. It is a transcript of the gene SIPA1L2, whose product is annotated as signal induced proliferation associated 1 like 2. Lineage: Eukaryota; Metazoa; Chordata; Mammalia; Tubulidentata; Orycteropodidae. Gene Ontology annotation, molecular function: GTPase activator activity; protein binding. The record is from RefSeq and is a predicted model, not a curated record. The transcript is spliced from 21 exons. The coding region runs from base 1 to 5169 and encodes 1722 amino acids. Gene Ontology annotation, cellular component: cytoplasm. Gene Ontology annotation, biological process: regulation of small GTPase mediated signal transduction; activation of GTPase activity.